CAGUGUUCCAGAGGGGUCAUCACUUACAUUAAACUGCACGUAUACUGGAAAUGAUCGGGUGAGGGGAAUACAGUGGAUAAACAAUGGCAAAAACACGAGACGAAAAUACGAUAUAUCAAUCAGACAAUCCAAUCCAUGUUCAAUACAAGGAGUACCUGGUCUCAACCUAACUCUCUUCACCUACACAUGUUUAACACUGACUGUUUUCAAUGUGACACGGAACAACCAGGGAGACAUCUUCACAUGUACAGCAAAUACUAUGAGCGGGAGUGCUUGGGAGAAUAUAAACAGCGCAAAUAGUGUUAUCGUCAAUGUAUCAGGUUCUGAUGGUUCCGUUAUCAUAAGUUCAUCAGCAACCAGUGUUCCGGAGGGGUCGUCACUUACAUUAAACUGCACGUAUACUGGAAAUGAUCUGGUGAGGGGAAUACAGUGGGUAAACAAUGGCAACAACAUGGGACGAAAAUAUGAUAUAGCGAUUGAACAAUCCAAACCAUGUUCAAUAUUAAGAAUACCUGGUCUCAAUCAAACUCUCUUCAACUACACCUGUUUCACACUGACAGUGUUCAAUGUGACACGAAACAACCAGAGCGACAACUUCAAGUGUGCAGCAAUAACUGGUGUGACUAUAAGCAGCGAAAAUAGCGUUAUCGUCAAUGUGACAGUGCCGAUAUCAACUGUAGAGCUGACUUCACCGACAGAGACAUAUGUUACUCUGAACGCGGGUGAAUUGAAGAAUUUCAGGUGUCGUACAUCAGGUGGGCUUCCAAAGCCAACAGUGGAGUGGUAUAAGACGUAUGGGUAUAACUGUAACAGGAAUGGCAUCAAGAUAACAACAAACAUGUCCAGUUUACCGUCUGCAAAAAAUGGUUUAAUAGAAGUGGAAAGUUCGCUGCAUUUUAAUGCAUCUAGUUUGGACAAUACUCUCUGGAUUUGUUGCGCAGCAAGUAAUGUCAACUCACAGUGGGAACUUUCACGAUCAAAACAAUUAGAAAUUAGACAUCCUCCACCGAGCCCACCAGUGAUUGACAACUUCAUCGCAAUGUCGUAUUUCAAGAUGAUAGAGAAUAGCACUGAACGACUGACAUGUACGAGUACUGGAGGAAAUCCUCUUGCCAGCCUUGCAUGGAGCUGUAACAACGGUAUCGAGUCUUACCCUAACAAAAGCGAUGGUUCAGUCAGUCGUUCAAUCUCUUGGACAGCGCGGCGUAACCAAGACCCCAUAUGCACGUGCACUGCCACACAUGAAGCGGGACCGCCUCAACUGGUUAAUAUGCACAUCAGUGUUAUGUAUCCCCCUUCAAUCCCAAAGUUCAAAGUAAACGGUAUACAAGUUGGCACCACAAUCAGUUUGAUUAACGGCAGUACUGAGACGGUGGAGUGUCACAGUUCUGGUAACCCAUAUCCAUCUGCAAAUGAUUUUACUUGGAGAAAAGGAAAGGUCGUUGUCAGCUCGAAUUCAAAUUCAAGCUGGAUAGGCGGAAUCAAAAUUCAGGAUGGAGGCAGUUACAAAUGCAGCGUGACAACUACGAUGACACCUUCAGAUACCAAACAAUCUCCAGUAACUACAAUCGAAUCUACUAAUGCAACCAUCGAUGUUCUAUAUUCGCCACGGCUGCAUAAAUUGCAACAGAUUAAUGCACUGGAAGGAGAAACGUUAACUGUAAAAUGCGAAUACAUGCAAGGUAACCCAGGGAAAACAACAGUCCUAAUUUCUCGGUUAAACGAUGGAACCAACUGGACCAAAAGUACACAUGUUUUGCAAUCGUUGAAGCGUAACGAUGCCGGCUUGUACAGUUGCACAGUUCGUAACACCAUGCAACCAACGGGACAAAAUCAGGCAACCGUUGGAGAGCAUACUAGGCAUUUCAACGUCAAUGUGUGGUACAACACUUCUGUGGCCCUGUUUGGUUUAACCAGUCAUCCGAAUGAGAUUAAUGUUACUGUGGAUGAAAACACCCCUCUUAACUUCUUCUGCAAAGUUGACAGUAACCCAAACUCAACUAUUAUUCUUGGAAGAUCGGACAACGUUGCCCUAACAAAGAGAGAUGGGGUUCUUCAUUUGUCAUUUCAUGUUCAAAAAGCUGGCUGUCUUGAUACUGGAAGGUACUUUUGUUAUGGAUAUAAUAACUACACAGAGGCUUGGACGGCACCAAGGGAACAUAUGAACGUUUUUGUUCGAUGUUCACCAAGAUCAUCUGGUGGUCAGACGGAAAGCAAUGUUACAGGAGUCUUUGGCGGCAAUGCAACAUUUUCCUUAGAUGUAGUCGCCUAUCCUGUUCCGAGCAAAGAAGGAUAUGUAUGGCACAAGUGGAAUGGGGCUACGUAUUCUCAAGUUGAUAGCAAUGCCAAAUACAGCGUCAACAAUUCUGGUAAUUCUACAACAUUUACAAUCAAAUCCAUUGAAGAGGAGGAUUUUUCAACAUACCUGCUAACGGUGUCCAACGGAGUAAACCCAAAGUUCAGCAAAACAUUCAACCUAAGUCCUCAAGGUGUCCCUCAGUGUCCAACUGGUCUAAUAGCCAGUUUAACCACAUCGUCUUCAGUUACUAUAGAGUGGGUCAGUCACUUUAAUGGUGGAUUUAAGCAAACAUUUGUAAUUCUGUACAAAACGAUUGAAAGUUCAGAAUAUUUAGUACUCACGGAAAAUGAACUCGACAAGAAGACAAAGAACACAAAAACCAUAUCGAGAUUAAAAGACGGAUCGACGUAUGAUAUAAUUCUGUUCUCAAGAAACGCCAUAGGAAACUGUAGACAAAAUACUUCGAUCCAAAUUGAAACUGAUCUUCUUGUAGAUGAUCCCCCGCCAUCUUAUUCAACACUUAUUGUUGGUUUGGCUGGUGGAAUUCCUGCAGUUUGCGUCGUAGUCGUCGUCGUUGCUGUUGUUAUUGUUGUCGUUUUACGGAAAAGAAGAUCUUAUAAAAAACGCGAAACUCGCCAUGUACUUGCACAAGGCCAGAAACAGCAGUCUUUAAAUGCUGUUGACGAAGAUUCGGAUGAUAUCCCUAACGAGGUUGAGAAUCCAAUGUAUGAUGGCUUUGAGUGUUCAGCAGCGCGACAGGACCCUCGAGAUGUCCUUUAUACGUUGCCUAAGAAAAAGGGUGGCGACAUUUACACUGUAGUAGACAAGAAAACCAAACGACUUAGGAAAUCACAAGACAGCACGAAUCAAAAGAUGAAAGGAAACGAAAUUGCAACAAAGGAGAACUUUAAUUCUGACGGUCUCGUUUAUGCUGAUACUGUUUUUGCUGAUCAACCUAAAGGUCAAACACUCCGGGGCACUCAUGGAGGUGGUGACACGACUGUGUAUGCCGAUGUUGAUCUGACCAAGAAGGCUAAAACUCUUCCUGAAAGUGAUGGAGAAGAUGGUGUUAAGAGAGAAACCAUUCAACAAUAAAAGA
Molecule: messenger RNA, 3398 nt
Organism: Mya arenaria
Lineage: Eukaryota; Metazoa; Mollusca; Bivalvia; Myida; Myidae
Product: nephrin-like
Exons: 15
Coding region: 260-3394 (1044 amino acids)
Molecular function (GO): protein binding
Source: RefSeq, a predicted model, not a curated record